Pieris napi is the source of this 2328-nucleotide messenger RNA. Its product is annotated as glutamate receptor ionotropic, kainate glr-3-like. Lineage: Eukaryota; Metazoa; Arthropoda; Insecta; Lepidoptera; Pieridae. Gene Ontology annotation, molecular function: ligand-gated monoatomic ion channel activity. The transcript has 6 exons. Gene Ontology annotation, cellular component: membrane. The coding region runs from base 1 to 1791 and encodes 596 amino acids. The record is from RefSeq and is a predicted model, not a curated record.
AUGCAUUUUAUGGCCAACAUAAGUUAUUGGAAAUCUUUAACUGACCUAUCAGUUAUUAUAAGUAUUUUCAAGUUUAAAAAUGUAGGAAAUGUUAUUCUUCUUCAUUGUUUUGAAUUGCAGCAUUUUCAUCAGGCUCAGAAAAUGUUUAUAGAAAAUAACAUGCGGGUAGCUGUUUCUCAUAUAAAUGAUAUUUCUGCACAUAAUUGGUUGUAUCAGUAUUCAAGGUUAGGUGUGGUUGUUGACACAAGCUGUAACCUUUGGGAAACAAGUUUCAGUGCUUUCCAUGAGCCAUUCCAAAGCCCUCUCUCAUGGAUUUUGAAAUCCGAUGAUAUUUCAAAAACAAAAGACAUUUUAUCUCAAUAUCCUAUUGAGUUUACUUCCGAUGUUAAUGUAUUAUGCAACAGAAGUGGUUCUUACAAAAUUUAUGACUUAUACAAUAAAAGAUACAACCUCAAGGACAAUUUUAUUCUCAGUGAAAUCGGAUAUUGGGAUGGAAACUUAUUUUUAUUGACCAAACGCAACAAACAGUUGACAGGAGUUAGGCUGCAAAUAACUGUUGUAUAUCCGGACCCUAUACGCAAUGUAACGUUUAAUCAUUUUCUAAAUCUACACAAGAGAUCCCAAAUCGACUCGCUACAUAAGCUAAAGUUUUUUACGCUCAUCAUGUAUUUACGAGAUAUGUACAAUUUUACGUAUAAUCUCCAACGCACAGCGUCUUGGGGAUACUUGCGCAAUGGUAGCUUCGAUGGGUUAGUAGGUGCUUUACAGAGGAAGGAGUCUGAUAUUGGAGGCACUUCUGUUUUCUUUAGAAAGGAUAGAUGUGAAGUUAUUGACUAUGUUGCUGAAACUUGGGGAAGCAGAAUUUGCUUCAUUUUCCGCCACCCUAAGCAUCCAGGUGGUAGUUUUGCGAUUUACGCACGACCUCUUGUUAACGCGGUUUGGUAUAGCACGGUUGGACUAUUGCUAUUUAUCGGGGCUUUUCUCUAUAGUCUCCUUAAACUAAACACAUUUUUAAGGCUAGGAGGUUCGGAGGAUACUACACCAUCGCUCACGGCUUUAUUUGUUUUUAGUGCUUUAGGACAGCAAGGAAUGUCAAUACAUAGAGGAUCAACAGCGGUGAAGAUUACGAUUUUUAUAACCUUUAUGUUCACGUUGACAUUGUAUCAGUACUACAAUGCAAUGCUUGUGUCAACUUUAUUGCGUGAACCUCCUAAAACAAUUCGUACUUUAACGGAACUAUUAAACAGCAACCUGAAGAUAGGUGUGGAAGAUGUGGUCUACAAUAGAGAUUAUCUCAAGCGCACAACCGAUCCCGUAGCAAAAGCUCUGUAUCGUGAGAAAGUAGUGACGGCAAGAGAAAACAAUUUUUAUCCACCCAUAAAAGGCAUGGAACUAGUUAAGUCUGGAGGCUUUGCUUUCCACGUCGAUACGAUUAUUGCGUACCCCAUAAUGCGGUGGUCGUUUACGGAAUCCGAGAUUUGUGAGGUCCAAGAAGUUUAUAUGAUACCUCCGCAAAAGAUGGGGGCUAUACUUCAAAAGCGAUCACCUUAUAAGGAACACGUUAGACUUGGAAUAAGGAAAAUGAUGGAAACUGGAGUAAUGAGCAGAUUGAAGGCUAUAUGGGACGAAGCGAAGCCUCCCUGUGUACGUACACCUGGCACACGCGCUUUUUCAGUCAACAUACAAGAGUUCUCUACUGCGCUUAUUCUGCUUGGUAUUGGGAAUAUUCUUGCUCUUACUGUAUUGGUUAUUGAGAAUAUUGUGUUUAUAGUUAGCAAAAAUAGUAAAUAAUAACUAAUAAAUUUCUUGCAGAAAUGGCUUACCUUGUAUACACUAGAAUUUUUGAAAAUUGAAGUUAUCUUAAAAUUAAUAGAUACAUGUCUAAAGCUACCAAAUUCCAACAUUCCAAAAUCUUGCAAUAAGUUAUCAUUUAUCUCUCGGUUUUAAGAUCACAUUUUUUUAGUUGGUAAAAAUUAUAUUAGUUAGCAAUAGUUAUUAAGUAAGAGGAACAGAAAGUACUAAACUAUUGCCCAAGGUAGAAGCAAGCGGUACAUGGCAGUGUCGCACAGGGCAGACAGAAUUGGGGGAAUCUGGAGGAGGCCUUUGCCAAAAAAGGGCACACAGAUACCUAAAAAGGAGAUAGAAAUAUAAAUGUGUUUAAGUGUAAAUUAUCUGAAAUAAGAAUCUUUUAUUAUUAUUAAGUAAUAAAGCAUGUUGUUUGCCUGUUAAAAGAUGUACAAUCAGGUUUUAUUGUUAUUUUUGUGUUCCUAGGUGUAAUGCUCGUUGGUAAACCUUUUUAAAUAAAUAAAGUUGUUGCUUAUAUAUCUC